CCAGCACGUCCGAAAGGCGUCGGAAGCCAAAAAAAGGUCGUUCGAGUCUGCUUAUCUAUACCGCAACGUCGGUCGCCGAUAAUUAUAGCCGCGCGAAAGAUCGGCUCUCAUUCGGAGAUGCUCCCCUGUGAGCCGAUUGACGUCAGAAAGCCGUAAAAAAUUCGCGUAUGUGAGAGAGAGAGCAUGAUCGAAGGUAUUCCGCUGUUCGAUAAUACGUAGGUAUGCAAGCGAAAUUAGACGUCUGGCGGGUCACGAUUGACCGGCCGACGCUCCGACAUAUUUUUAUAACAGCCGCGCGGACUUUUAAUAGAACGCACACACCGUCGAUCGACACCGUACGUGCGAAAAUUGAUCUAAGCGCUUUCGCAGCGGUGUACCGCGCGAUGGAGGGGGCACGGGAGAGGGUGAUGGGAGGUGUGAACAAUCCUCAAGGUCCACGCGGAACGAACGAUCUCUCCCGGUAGCCGCGAUGCAGUUUUCCGACUCGGCGCGCGCGCGCGACAAGAACAGAGAAACUUGAUGAAUUCGCAGUUGUUAUCCGACCUGGCGUGUCCGCUAGGCAAGAAAGAAAACGCGAGUGCUCGCGCAGUGAAAGUGCCGUGCGAAUCCAAUGAUCCCUCGACCAGGUCCUCAGGAGCAUGGAGCACACGGCAAGUCCAUGUGAAGGCAAGAGAGAUUAGCCAGUGCGAUCGGCACCGGCGUGCGAUGUCGCGUUCCUGCACCGUCGAGAUCAUCGUCGCCGCUUGAUUUUCACGCAUCCGGCCCGUAGCGCAUAUUUAUUAUUUAUGAAUGGAUGGAGCUGCGACGGGGAUCGUCGGAGGAGGACCGGUUGAGGACCUGGGAAGUCUGGAGAGAUGGUGGAACAAUCCGGCGAUCGCGGCCUGGAGCUUCGUCCUCUUCGGCUGCUUCCUGCUCAACGCGACCCUCUUGCUCGCGUUUCUCGUACGACCAGGAUUGCGCACCAUCUCCAACAGAUUCGUCAUGAACCUGACUGUCUCGAACCUGCUGACGUGCGCGUUGCUGAACCCGCUGCAGAUGAUGGACGGCCCGACCAUCGCGGGGGCGACGUUGACGACGACAACGACGACGUCGACGACGACGGCAACGACGACGACAAUGGUCUCGGCGACGGCGACGGCCACGUUGAACGCGUCUUCAGCGUCGACGUUCGCAUCGACCGGCACGUUCAGGUCGGUCGGCAAUAUCUGCGCGUUAUCGGAAGGUGCGACCGCGCUCGUCACCACGUCGUCAGUGCUAUCGGUGCUGCUGAUCGCCAUUGACCAGUACUUUGCGGUGGUGGACCCGCUGCGUUACCGCGCGCGAGUAGACAAGCUCAAGUCCGCCGUGCUGAUCGUCUCCGUUUGGCUGGUCUCUGCAGCGUUCGGCCUAAUUGCGUCCUUAAACCCGAGCCCGCGCAGCCUCUGGCUGUCGUGCACGACGCUCAACAGCAGCGACAACAGCUACCUGUUGAAUACGUCAUCGUCGUCGGUCGAUUCGGCAUUCGCGUUCUUCAGUAACACGAGCGUAUUGGAGGAGGAAGAGGAGGAGACGGAGUUGAUGGAAGAGGAAGUGAUAGACGUUGGAGGCACAGCGAUGCCGGCGUUGUUGCGGACAGUCGAGUCGAUCAAGAUCAGCCACGGCCUCUUCGACAACUCCACCGAGUUCUUCCGCGGCCUCGCCAACGACUCCAUCACCUACGGCCUCGUGUACGCGCUCGUGCACAGCGUGCUCGCCUACCUGCUGCCGUUCGCCGGGGUCUGCUGGAUCUACGUCAGCAUCUACGCAGCCGCGCACCGGAACUCCGAACGAACCCGCAGGACCGGCUCACGGCCGAUCCUGUCAUCCGCGAGUUUCUGCGAGGAUCCUUAUGGCUACGCGCGACCACCGCAGCAGCAGCAGCAGCAGCAGCAGCAGCAGCAGCAGCAGCAACCGGCAGACGCGUACGCCGAGGAAAUCCGCAGGAUACCGAAGAUCUCGAGUCUGUCGUCCAUUGACGAGACCAGCGAGACCGCGCAUUCGGCCAAUCAAGCGUCGCACAGGAGGUCCUUCUCGUCGACCUCGGACACUGCGCCGUCGACCGACGACAAGGCUACCUCGGCCGGUGGCGCAGUCGUCUUCACGGUGGGCCUGCAGCCGGUAGAGGUGACAGGCGGGCGCGUUCAGGAUCGCAAGGACGGAGGAUCGCAGAGGGAGCAGCCGGUGACGGUGCUGAAAGCGCACUUCCUCGAGGACGAGCGCAGCGUCGCGACAUAUCACGAGGAGGAUCUCGUGAGGAGCAAGUUCCGGGACUCGCCGGCGGACCGGCGGCGAAAGUCCUCGCAUGAUCUCGUGUACGAGGCAGUGUCGGCCGUGGAAUCCUCCGGCUGGAUCGCCGGCGACUCCAGCGACUCCGAGUCGGAGGACGAGCGGCGGCGUUACGGCUAUUUCGACUCGUUGGAGGUGCCGGCAACUGUUCACCGGCUGGGCAGCCGGAGACCAUCCGACUACUUCUUGUCGUUGGCGGUUUGCGAGACGGCGAACAGCCAGGGCGACAAUUCCCGGCGGAGCUCUUUCGAGAAGAAAGAAUUCGUCGUUCGCGUGGACGAAGAAGAGGAGGACGAGGGCGAAGGGGAGAGUUCCAUCGAAAGGAAAAUCCCGGGAGCAGAAGGCGCCUCCGCGACGCCGCUGAACCGCCGAGUCUCCGUCGGCGACUGCUCGUCUUCGCAUCUCUCGACGGGGAUUGGCAAGUUGGACGGUAAGAAGUCCCGGCGACUCGGUCGUCGCUCGUCCAAGUUGUCCGGCGCUGAAGAAACGCAAGCUGCCGGUAAAAACUCCGAGAGCAACAACAUGAGGAGCGGCCACGCGGAACCGUCGUCGUGCCUCCUGACGCCGGUCGUGACGAUCACGCCGGCGCCGAACAAGCCGGGCGGCCUGAACCGAGUGUCCAGCGUGCGCAGCACGUCCAGCAGCUACAUCAACUCGUUGAAAUAUCGGAUCAGCAACGGCUCGCUCUUCAGGUACCGCGAGGAGACCCGGGCGGCCAGGAUCAGCGCACUCGUGAUCGUCAUGGGCCUGAUCUGCUGGUCGCCUUAUAUGCUGUUGAGCUUGAUGAAGAACUUGCCACAGUACUCGAGCCACGAGUUCCCGCACGAGUACGACGUGCUGGCGCUGAGCUUCCUCAUCGUAGCGGCGUACGCGAGCCCGUUGCUUUUCGGCUACCGAUCAAGACGCGUGAAGAGGGAGCUGCGCCGAUUCUUCUGCUUCCGGCGCGAGCUGUCGUAUAAAAACAACCGCAGCCUGAUGGCGAAGAAAGUGCUGAAACGCCGGCAUAGCAGCACGCUCAGCCAGCUGGAGAUGGAGCAGCGUUACAACAUCUUCAACUGUGUGUACGGUCGGAGCAGAUGGCCCAAGGAGAAGGUGCAGUUCGUGCAGGUGCCGGACACCGCGCUCGCGGUCGAGACCUGCAGGAGCAGCUUCUCCAGCGGCGCUAGCACGCAGAUCUCCAGCACUUCCACCGAGGAGUGUUGAAUCGCGAUGCGCGUCGUCGCGCUUCUCGCCAUGGCCUGGCGACCUCGUCGUCGACGAGCGAGGAUCGGCGAGCGAGCGCGGCGAAUGCACAAGCAGUGCGAGAGGCAGUUCUGGAUGUUUGCACGCUUGUGCGCCGCGUGGUACAGUUUCGCGGAGAGGCAGCGGCUGCGAGCGGUCGCGGGACAAUAACGAGGUAAAGUGUCGCGUUACAAAGAGAGAAAAAGAGAGGUAGAGGAAGAAAAGCUGUGAGUUCGCGUCUCGCCCUUCGUCGGGGCUCUUCGAUUCUGGAAGAACCCUAGAAAGAAAUAGAAAAGAAGUACGGACACGUCGCUCUGAAUUCUGUUUUUGGUAAACAAAAGGUAACAUCUCACCGAUUUUCCUUUUUUAUUUUGAAAUAUAUUAUAAAAGGAAAUUAUGAAAUUCUGAGUAACUUUUCUACAACUACAUAAGGACAUACAGCAAUUACAUGGUCAAUCCGAUAUGGAAGAGCGGACUUGAUCGUAUGUUUUCAAGUAAUAUUCAAAUCUGGAUUAUUCGACGAAUGUUUAAAAACAAUGCAACCUCAGGAACGUCCUGUACUUUCAACCGUUUUAAUGGAGACAGUGUUAUAGCUAAGAUUCAGCAAAUUCUGGGUAGAGAUGUGCGUCCUGUUAUCAACAUUAAAAAUGAAUUCAGGUCUCUAAGACCAUACAAAACCUUUAAAUGUAUUACUUAACGUAAUUCGUUUUUGGUUGUCUUCAAAACAUUAAAGAAUAUAGACAGUACGAUUGAAAGCAGUAGUCAAAAUUGCAUAUAAUUAUAAUAUAUUUCCACUUUGGUGAGACUUUGGUUUGUCGCGUAUAUUGUCUUGUUAAUUAAAUCAAUUAUUCUCCGAGUAAAUAGUAUGCCAGGUUAAUUGUG
This is a messenger RNA of Harpegnathos saltator (Jerdon's jumping ant), 4407 nucleotides long. RefSeq lists its product as uncharacterized. Gene Ontology annotation, cellular component: membrane. The record is from RefSeq and is a predicted model, not a curated record. Gene Ontology annotation, biological process: G protein-coupled receptor signaling pathway. The coding region runs from base 790 to 3507 and encodes 905 amino acids. Gene Ontology annotation, molecular function: G protein-coupled receptor activity. NCBI's taxonomy places the organism in Eukaryota, Metazoa, Arthropoda, Insecta, Hymenoptera, Formicidae. The transcript is spliced from 4 exons.